AUGGCCGCGUACUUCUUACUGGGCCUCUACGGGAGCACCCUGGUCUAUCGCCUUAUCUUUCACCCGCUGAAUCGCUUUCCCGGUCCUUUGGCGGCGCGCAUCUCCGAUCUGUGGUUGUGCACACAGCUUGGCGGCCAUGACAUGCACCAUCUCAGCGAGCGUCUUAGUAAGCGCUACGGCGAGUUUGUGCGCAUCGGCUCGUCGACGCUCAUGCUCACCCACCCCAAGGCUGUCGCCGCCAUCUACGGGCCUGGCAGCCCGUGUCGCAAGGGAACCUUCUACGACUUGGAGCAGCCCAAUCGCGGCAUAGCAACACGUGAUGAGUCGCUGCAUGCUGGGCGACGUCGUGUAUGGAGUCGAGGAUUUGGUGACAAGGCUCUACGCACUUACGAGCCUCGCGUCGCCGCAUACGUGCACAUGCUGCUUGGAAGGCUUGCUGAUGCUCGAGGCAAACCCGUCGACAUGGCGCGCCUGGCAGAGGCAUUUGCCUUUGAUACCAUGGGUGAUCUUGGGCUUGGGGCCGACUUUGGCAUGCUGCGACAAGCUCGCACGCACGAAGCCGUCGAGCAGCUUGUCCAAGGAAUGACCAUUAUGGGCAGGAGGCUGCCCAUGUGGUUGAUGCGCCUGCUCAUCGAUGUCGCGCAGGCCCUCGUGCCCACCGCGGCCACAACGGGCUUCCUAGGCUUCUGUCACCACCACCUCGAUCGCUUCAUGGCCGACCCUCGGCGCAGCGAGCGGCCGAGUCUCAUGGCACCGUUGCUCAGUCACUACGAAAAGCAGAAUAUCGCUGACCGUGACCUCUCAAUCCUCCGUAACGAUUGUCGAUUUAUCAUCAUUGCUGGUAGCGAUACUGUGGCGGCAACCCUGACUUUUGCGUUUUUCUAUCUCGCCAAGCAUCCUGGGCACGUGACCCGUCUGCGCGAGGAGCUGUUUCCGCUCCGCGCUGCUGAUGGCACAUUUUCGCAUCAGCGAAUCUUUGACGCUCCCCAUCUCAACGCCGUCAUCAAUGAGACGCUUCGUUUGCAUCCGCCUGCCUCUACCAUUCCCCGUGUCACUCCACCUCAGGGACUCGUAGUCGCCGACACCUUCAUUCCCGGUGACAUGACCGUCUUCUCAUCGCAAUACGCCCUGGGUCGCUCUGAGGCCAUUUAUUCCAAAGCGUCUGACUUCAUACCGGAGCGCUGGUGCUCUCGCCCUGAUCUCAUCAAAGAUGGCUCAGCUUACGCACCAUUUUCUAUUGGCCAUCACAGCUGCCUUGGCCGCCCUCUUGCAUUAAUGGAAAUGCGUCUUGUUCUCGCAGAGACUUUGUCACGUUUUGACAUUGCAUUUGCCCCGGGCUUUGAUGCCAAUCAUUUUCUGCAGCAUGUUCAUGAUUGCAUGUCGUGGCACAUUGGCAAGUUAGGUUUGACAUUCACCGCAAUUGAAUAA
Molecule: messenger RNA, 1428 nt
Organism: Parastagonospora nodorum SN15
Lineage: Eukaryota; Fungi; Ascomycota; Dothideomycetes; Pleosporales; Phaeosphaeriaceae
Exons: 1
Coding region: 1-1428 (475 amino acids)
Molecular function (GO): oxidoreductase activity, acting on paired donors, with incorporation or reduction of molecular oxygen; iron ion binding; heme binding
Source: RefSeq, a predicted model, not a curated record